Protopolystoma xenopodis is the source of this 288-nucleotide messenger RNA. Lineage: Eukaryota; Metazoa; Platyhelminthes; Monogenea; Polystomatidea; Polystomatidae. The record is from the annotation of a GenBank genome assembly.
AUGAACCUUGCCUUUAUUGUAGGCCUUUCUUCUGAUAUGCCCAUUUGUGCCUUAUCCGGCCCAGUCAACUUGGCCACUUUCACCAGCUUCUCCACUGGCGAGCAGGAUUCAAAUUGUCCUAUGUCAACUUCAUCAUGUAGUAUCAGUCUCCUAAGUGAUGUCAGCGUUGAAUUACUUCACUUCAUGCUCACCAAGCUGCUCGAGGGACCAGACCAUCUGGGAGUCUCUGAUCAUCUACUGGAUCAGUUAGUUUUUAAACUUAAAAAAGGUAUUCCCAAUCUCAUUUAA